AUGUUGCCAAGAUACAGGAUUGCGGCUCCUGAUGAGUACCUUGCCGUUACUGGCAUGGGAAUUAAGAAUAUCAAGAUCACCAAGGCAACAUGGGUGAUGCCAUUUCAAAGAUGUUUUCGGUUCAGCGUGCAUCCGCACGACUAUCCAAUGAAUCUCCAGGCCAUGACCAAGGAAAAACUUCAAGUCGUGUUGCCAGUAGUCUUUACAAUUGGCCCAAAUGUCAACAAACGCGGUGGUCAUUCUCGAUCUUCCUCUAGCAAUUCCGCGAAUAGAGCUGAAGGACAGGCAGAAGACGGGGAAUGGCGUCGCGACGAUGAUGCGGGAGAUGCCCUGAUGAAAUACGCCAUGCUUCUGGCAGACUCGAAGGCCACAAAGAAGGGAACGACAAGUGCCAAUGAUCGUGACUUUCUCGAAAACAUCGUCAAGGGUAUCAUCGAGGGUGAAGUCCGCGUGUUGGUCUCCUCCAUGACAAUGGAAGAGAUCUUCAGCGAACGCGAAGUCUUCAAGCGUCGCAUUUUCCGCAACAUUCAAGGAGAAUUGGAUCAAUUUGGGUUAAAGAUCUUCAACGCAAAUGUUAAAGAGCUGAAGGAUGCCCCGAACUCUGUGUACUUUGAAUCACUCAGCCGCAAGGCUCAUGAAGGAGCCACUAACCAGGCUCGAAUCGAUGUCGCUGAAGCACAGUUGCGUGGUACCGUCGGCGAAGCCAGGCGCAAGGGUGAGCAAGAGAAGGAAAUCGCUAGAAUCAAGGGCGACCAGGAACGCGAGAUUGCGAAGAUUCAUGCUGAGACGGCGGUCCAAAAGACCGAGCGCGACAUUGAGCGCGCUCAGGCCGAGGCUAUUCUUGCAACUCGCAAAACUGAGCUCGAUCGCGAUGUCGAGAUCGCCCGUAUCCAUGCCAAGCGCAAAGCCCAAGCCCAAGAUGAGGAACUCAAGCGCGAAGUCGAGACGAAGCGUGCGGCGGCCGAAUUGGAACGUCUCCGCGCUACAGAUGUCGUCAAAGCCACCAUCAGCCGUGAAGCUCAGCAACAAGCGGCCGAUGCCAAGGCUUACGAGGUCGAAGCUCAAGCCAGGGCUGCUGCCGAAAGCAAAAGGCAGCAGGUAGAUGCCGACGCUUACAAGACCAAAGUUGACGCAGAGGUGAUCGCGCACAAGACGCGCGUGGAUGCUGAUGCCAAACGGUACCAAACUGAAACAGACGCCAAGGCCAACUUCGAGAAGCAGAAGCAGCAGGCCGAUGCCGAUGUUUAUAAGGUUAAGGUGGACACGGAGACAGCAGCCUUCAAAACGAAGCUUGAUGCCGAAGCUUGGUGCUACGCUACUGUUCACAACGCCGACGCCAAACUACAGAAGACCCUCAAGGAAGCUGAGGGUUUGAAGGCGAUGGCUGAAGCCUAUGCUAAGAUGGCGGACGCCUUCGGUGGUCCGGCUGGCUUGCUGCAGUACAUGAUGAUUGAGAAGGGUACCUACGUUGAGUUAGCCAAGGCCAACGCCGAGGCCAUCCGUGGCUUGCAGCCCAAGAUCAGCGUCUGGAACACUGGUCCCGAGGCCGGCACCGAUGGCCCGGCUGGUGGGGCCAUCGUCAACCAGAGCAGCAUUGCUACUAUGCGCAACAUUUACCAAAUGUUACCCCCUCUGAUGACUACCAUCAACGAGCAAACCGGCAUAUCACUACCAGAAUGGCAGUUUGGCCGCCUAGCUGGGCAGAUGUCACAGCUCGAAAGGGGAGAGAUUAAGCCAAACCACGGAUGA
This is a messenger RNA of Thermochaetoides thermophila DSM 1495, 1749 nucleotides long. RefSeq lists its product as uncharacterized. The record is from RefSeq and is a predicted model, not a curated record. The transcript is spliced from 3 exons. Gene Ontology annotation, biological process: protein localization to plasma membrane. Bases 1 to 1749 code for a protein of 582 amino acids. NCBI's taxonomy places the organism in Eukaryota, Fungi, Ascomycota, Sordariomycetes, Sordariales, Chaetomiaceae. Gene Ontology annotation, cellular component: plasma membrane.